GUGUUCGGUAGUCUUUCGUGAGCAGUGCGUUGAUAAGUUCGUUUCCACAAUUGGUGAAUUUUGUAUACUUUUAUCUAGCCGUGCAAAGCUUCGAACAUAAUAUUUCGCUGCUGCUGUCAAGAUUGUUGCUGCGUGUAGGAGGAGAGAAACUCCGGGAUAAGGGGAGUGUGGCGAAGUACUUUACAUCGUGCUUGCUGUUGGGACGUCUGGUUAUCAGUGUCACCUUUAGCCAGGCUUGUUCUGGUUCAAGAUGCUCUUCAUGGAAAAUGCUGCCCCGCCAUCAUUCUUUGCAGCCAAAUGGAUUCCAAUCAUCAUAUCACUGCUGGUGGUAUCGGCCGUCUCCUGGCUGUACGUGCUCUACUACCAGCGGUCGACGGGACGGAGCUGGCUGGUGAGCGCCAUGGUGGCGUUCAGCCUCUCCGUCACUCUGCUGAUUCUCGUCAUCAUACCGGUGGACGUGUAUGCCAUCAGCAGCAUGAAGCAUAAGGACGGCACCUUCGAGCCGUGGGCGUCCCGUAACGCCACGCGGGAACAUAUCGAGAACACGAUAAUGACCGGAUACUACGUGCUGUACACUCUGGUGUUUUUCGUCGUUUUCUUCCUUCUGCCGUUCGCCUACUUCUUCUACCGGGAGCCGAAAGCGAAUGAAGAGAGGGGUCGACCGGAGCUGACGGCUCGCCAGCGCGCGCGCACCGCCGUCAAGUACUCGAUGCUGUUCGUGGUGCUGUUCUUUGUGCUGGUGGCGCUCGGACUGCUGGUACCGUUCGCACCGCCGCCCCCAGUCAACUCCACCGCCUGGCACAAGUUCGAGUUUCUCGUCGAGGAGUUGGAGACCGAAUCGGGCGAGGACGUCAUCUCGAUCCUGCUCUACUCUCUCAGCCUGGUCGGUAUGUGCGCCGUGGUGGGGUACACCGGGCUCGGCCUGUCUCUCUGGCCUAUCCGCCUCCUGCGCGGACAGGAGAGUGUCCAGGAGCAGCGCGAGGAUGUGCGUCAGGAGCGCCGCCGUCUCCAGCUCCAGAUUAACACGCUCAGGGACCAGGCCAACUACUCGACGUUCCCGUCGUGGCAGGUGGACCGAUUGAACUCCCUGGAGCGGGAAGAAGCGGUGCUCGGACGCCGCGAGACCGAGCUCAAUGAGGCAGUCGGCAACUGGAUGAACAGGUGCAGUGGCUUCUUCCGUCCUUUCGAGGUGGUUCUGGGUAUCACCGUCCUGGUGACUGGUGCCGUCACCUUCACCGCCCUGCUACUCAGCAACAUCGACAAGGCGCUACACUCGCUGGGUAUGAAGACGGGGUACAUUCUGCCGGAGCGCCAGCUGCCCAACCCGAUGGACUGGCUUCUCUCGGAGUCUGACCGACUGUACCCGCUCGACUACAUUCUCUACUUGGUACUCAUCUUCACCCUGGUGGGCGCCACCGUCAGCUGCAUCCAGGACAUCGGCGUGCGCGUGUUUGCCGUUAAGCUGUACUCGAUUCGCCCGGGCCGCACGCCGGCGCACGGUCUGAUCCUGCUGGUGCUGAGCCUGGUGUACGUGCUGCUGGCCCUGAAUGUGCUGCUGCUCUCGAUCGCGCCCCAGUACACCAUGUACGGCGACCAGCACUACAUCAAGGACGAAGUGCAGCCGGACGGCAGCGUGAAACGAGAGGUUCUGCCGUGCACUGCCAGCGCGCCGGCCGGCGAGUGUGUUCUCAGCCGAAUGGCCCUACUGCUGCUGCGCUUCUCCUACAAGGCCUGGAUCUUCGGAGCCGUCUUCUACUGGGCCACCUGGCUCUUCCUGCUGUCGGUGGUGAUGGGCUUCUUUAUCGCGCUCUACCGUCGCCGUCCCAGACAGGGGGCUGGACUUCCCACUGAGGAGGACAGACUGCUGGACAAUGUCGACGCCUGAGGACAGUGAGGACACAUUGAGGACACGGUGAGGACAGUAAGGACACAUUGAGGACACGGUGAGGACACUGAGGACUGAGGACAGUGAGCAUCUUUCAUGACAUGGGAAGGAGCCACGAGGAUCCAGGUGAUUUGAGGAAAGGGGCAGAGGGAGGACUCUGGCUUCAAGAGGAGAGGUACUCGCUGUGAGGACAGUCUUGAGGACGUGGGAUGAGCGACUGGAUUGCUUGAUGGAUGAAUGAUGAAAUGGUAUUGUGUAAAAGCAAGAGUUUUGAGACGUGAUUGCGUUAACAGAAACAGUGUGAGAGAUGAUUGAAGCUACAGUCUGUUUGCACUUGAGUUCUGUCGCUUGUGUGCAAUGAUUUUGUCGUUCCUUUCUGUUAUAUGAAAGCAUGCGAGCAAUUGUGAUUCCUUAUGACACGCCAAAGCACAGCAGUCUCUUCAUUGCUUUGAAAGAAGUCAAUGCUUCCGUUAUAUAUAGACACAAUUUCUUAGUGAGCUGGAUUGCAAUAGCCAAAUGAUUAGAUUAGCUGACCAGGGUCUGGUUAGCAUGAUCAGACAGCUUAGGAGCGCACGCUAUCAGCUAUACCGCCGAAUGUUGUGUACUUGAUUGGAACGACGCUUGAGUCCUAUUGUGCGAUUAUUGUAUCGCGUUUCCCUCAUUUCCACUGCCUGUGUUGCGUUGCCGCUUUUUCGCUACUCCUGGCUGCAAGCGAUGCGUAAUGGCCUGUUCUGUGUGGGGAGAAGUCAAACCCCGCCGAACCCCGACUGUGCUGGAAUCAAAUCAUACUGUGACCGUUGCUUCGCAUUGAGACUCUGCCGCGUAUUGGUGUAUUGAAUGAUCGGUAGGGAAGUGGGAAUGUCUUGAAUGAUCAGUAGGGAGUGUCUAGUAAUGCCUGUAGUAGUCCGACCCACUCUCGUGAGUGGAGGCGAGGUGUCGCUGACGAUUUCAUUCAGAUAUACACUGUCCUAGCAAUCACUUAGAUAUCCGGCCAACCUUUUGUAGAUGAGGCAUGUCACAAAUUCAAUAUCGAAUGUAAACACGACUUUCCUCUUAUCUUCCGCUAUUGUGUGGUUUUGCCGGCAGCGGGACCGUUUUGUUUGUGACAUGAUUCCGUCGUCGAUGUAAUUUUCACCACAAUUCAGGUAGACAUUGCCGAAUUUUCGUCGACGUAAUGCUAGUUUGUCAGGUUGUCCGGUGGUCUACGCCAAAUCAUUAAGCACCUGCCGUUUGUGUUAUUGUCCCCAUGUCUUUGUGCACCGAUCUGAUUCGUAUGUCUCAACAGUAGUUUUGUUUGUGGUGCCCGAUAUGUUGAAUUAGCUCAUUUCACCUCUAUUUAAUUACUCCAGUGAUUGGGUUGUUGCUGCUCAUAUGUGUUAUAAGUUUCGCCCGCAGUAUCGCAGUCAAUGACUUCAUGCAAUAUGAUCUUCAAUGUAACUGCGUGGCAUUAAUGGAUAAUCGAAUGUAUGUACGCAUGCUUAUCCCAAUGUACAUUUGCGCCCAAGUUACGAGGCGCCGCUUCUGGGUGACGAUACCAGCCCUAUUGUAGAUGUUGGAACUAGUUAAUUCGUACGUUGCCCCAUUGUACGAAUUAGGGGGCGUCUUGGUCGUUCGGCUGUGGAUAUAUGUUUACAUGUUUAUCCUAUUAGAUGCGUAGUGUUUACACUUCUUGCCGGCUUUGCCAGGUUAGUCCUUAGGCGCUAGACGAGGGAAGUUCCCUUGCUUUUCAUUGCGUUUAAUCAGGUGUUCUCUGAGUUGUAUCAUUAAAUACAGUUACAUAUGGUUAAA
This is a messenger RNA of Amphibalanus amphitrite, 3673 nucleotides long. Its product is annotated as probable lysosomal cobalamin transporter. Gene Ontology annotation, biological process: protein localization to vacuole. The transcript is spliced from 12 exons. Bases 251 to 1885 code for a protein of 544 amino acids. Gene Ontology annotation, cellular component: vacuolar membrane. NCBI's taxonomy places the organism in Eukaryota, Metazoa, Arthropoda, Thecostraca, Balanomorpha, Balanidae. The record is from RefSeq and is a predicted model, not a curated record.